ACUCUCAUCAUGUCUGGAAGAGGUAAAGGUGGUAAAGGACUCGGAAAAGGAGGCGCCAAGCGUCACCGCAAAGUGUUGCGUGAUAACAUCCAGGGAAUCACCAAACCCGCAAUCCGUCGUCUCGCUCGCCGUGGCGGUGUCAAGCGUAUCUCCGGUCUGAUCUACGAGGAGACUCGCGGUGUGUUGAAGGUGUUUCUGGAGAACGUUAUCCGUGAUGCCGUCACCUACACUGAACACGCCAAGAGAAAGACCGUCACUGCCAUGGACGUUGUGUACGCGCUGAAACGACAGGGACGAACUCUGUACGGAUUCGGAGGAUAAACGACUUUAUUCAGGAGAAAUCCGACAAACCCAACGGCUCUUUUAAGAGCCACACACAAUCUCACAUAAAGAGUUCAUGUUUUUACUGUAGUGACAUUUAGUUAUAAACAAUUAUUGUAGUUUCUGAGUGAAUUGUACUUUUCUGUAAGUUCCUGAGUUUUUAGAAAAAUAAA
Molecule: messenger RNA, 494 nt
Organism: Myxocyprinus asiaticus (Chinese sucker)
Lineage: Eukaryota; Metazoa; Chordata; Actinopteri; Cypriniformes; Catostomidae
Product: histone H4
Exons: 1
Coding region: 10-321 (103 amino acids)
Biological process (GO): nucleosome assembly
Cellular component (GO): nucleosome
Molecular function (GO): DNA binding; protein heterodimerization activity; structural constituent of chromatin
Source: RefSeq, a predicted model, not a curated record